AUGGCUACCUCUGCCACUACUCCCUGUCCCCUCCACCCCUUCCCACCCCCCUCCAAAGUCCUAGCGUUCACUUGGGCAGGCUAUUACACCGAUGACAGGUGAUUCCCCCUCGUGAUCUCACUGUCCGACCCGAACUGAGGGGCAGACUCCGCGAUGAACCACAAUUCUGGCAAUGUCAGUGUCAUCUAUGGCUCGUGGAGUCUGUGUGCGUUCAAAGUGCCAAGCCAAUAAGUCUAUGAUUCCAGAGGUACUGACAGUUCGACCGUCGUUGCCGACGAUGUCCACCGUGUACUUUACGGCAGGCACAGUGUCUUGUGCGUGGGCUAGUUUAUAGUGGUAGUAGACUUGCACAGUAUCCAUCGCACUCUCUCAUCCCCCAUCUGGACCCGGUGUCAAGACAGAGUCAAAAAGACCAGAGGCAGGAGAGGGCGCAGGCGGAUGGCACGGUCGAGUCCCCACCUUGGCGUCCCACUCCACACACCCUGGUCAAUACGGCAAAUGACCAGGUUUUGACCAACAACAAAAAUGGGGGGAGGGGCUGCAGGGGUCCCAGUGAGCGCGACGUCUGCCGGCAACCGAACCUGCCACCGCACUCCGAAAUGUUGGCAUUUGUUAUGGUGCGCAAAUCCGAUAACGCCUGCCAGAAUCCUAUAUGGCCCCUGUGUUAGCCCAGUGCAUCUACCACGUGGCCCGUUUUGGGGGCACGGUUCCAGGGGUAGCGUCCUUCUCUCAGUUAACUGAGAGAGAGAGAGAGAGAAAGGGAAAGAGGAUGCGCUUUUAUAAAAUAUAACAUAAUAAUUAGGAAUGGACACACACCGAGGCGAACAAGCUCCAUAUAGGUGGUGCCGUUCGGGUCUAUCGUUGCAGUGCCGUCCAUUUUAUUUAACUGAAAAUUGACCAAAAAUAAGGAAGAAGAAGAAGAAGAAGAAGAAGAAGAAGAAGAAGAAGAAGAAGAAGAAGAAGAAGAAGAAGGAAGAGGAGGAGGAGGAGGAGGAGGAGGAGGAGGAGGACAGAGUGCGACAGAUGCUUCGUAAGUCCACUCUCACUAUAAACUAA
Messenger RNA from Spirometra erinaceieuropaei, 1056 nucleotides. The record is from the annotation of a GenBank genome assembly. Lineage: Eukaryota; Metazoa; Platyhelminthes; Cestoda; Diphyllobothriidea; Diphyllobothriidae.